AUGGCAGGGGGAAACCACAGCACAGCCCCUGGAUUCAUCCUCUUGGGAUACUCCAGUCUCACGGACCUGCAGGGUUUGCUCUUCCUGGUGAUCUACGUGGUGAUCCUGCUAGGGAACGGCGUCAUCGUCCUGGUCACGCUGCUGGACUCCGCCCUGCACACCCCCAUGUACUUCUUCCUCAGGAACCUGGCCCUGGUGGAGAUGGCCUACUCCUCCGUCACCCUGCCCAAGAUGGCGGCCAAUUGCCUGGCAGGGGACGGCAGCAUCUCAUUCGCCGGCUGUGCUGCCCAGAUGUAUUUCCUGCUUUUCUUAGGUGGCACGGAGUGUUUCCUGCUGGCGGCCAUGGCCUAUGACCGCUGCGUGGCCGUAUGCAACCCCCUGCGAUACACACUCAUCGUGAACAGGGAGGCCUGUGCUUGGCUGGUAGCCGGCUCCUGGCUUGUCAACUUCCCGGUACACAUCGGGCAGACGUAUUUGGUGUUUGCUUUGCCCUUCUGCGGGUCCCAUGAAAUUAACCAUUUCUUCUGUGACAUCCCUCCGGUGCUGGAGCUGUCCUGCGCAGACACCUACAGGAAUAAAAUAGCCGUGUGCGCAGCCCUGCUGCUACUCGUAAUCACCCCGUUUCUCUUCAUUGUUAGCUCUUACAUUAAAAUCGCCGGCGCAGUUCUGAGGAUGCCAUCGGCCCAGGGCAGACACAAGGCCUUCUCCACCUGCUCCUCACACCUCACGGUGGUGACGCUGUUCUAUGGCUCCGCCAUGGUUGCGUAUUUAAAACCGAAGACAGGGGACUCAGUGGACAUGGAUAAACUGCUCUCUCUGCUGUAUACCAUUGUGACUCCGAUAUUUAAUCCCUUCAUAUACAGUCUGAGGAACAAGGAAGUGAACGUUGCCCUGAGGAAAAUAUUGGGUGGGAAAUGA
This is a messenger RNA of Pelodiscus sinensis (Chinese soft-shelled turtle), 918 nucleotides long. The record is from RefSeq and is a predicted model, not a curated record. NCBI's taxonomy places the organism in Eukaryota, Metazoa, Chordata, Testudines, Trionychidae.